AGAUAGACGCCGGUCAGAGCUGUCCCCUGGCAACGGGGCUGGCCGCUUCAGGGGAAAAUCCUUGGAUUGCCCAACCGGAAAGCGGAAAGCGAAUCCAGUCGGUGAAGUUGGGAAGGUGCUGGGAAGAUUUCAUCUCUUCCAGCAUCUAGAGAGCCCUGGCAGACACGAGGAAGGAUGGGGAACAAUGGGAGCUGCUCAGAGCCGAAUGUUGGUUCGCAGUUUCUCCCAGAGGAGCGGGCCGAGGUGGACAGAGUGUUCGGGGCUCUGUCGGAGAAGAGCAGCUCAAGCACCUCACCCAGAUCCUUCUCCCUGAAGGCACUGAAGAGCCACAUUGGGGAAGCUCUCCCCCCAGAGAUGGUCAUCAGACUGUACGACGGCAUGCGGAGGGUUGACGUGACGGGACAGGCCAAGGGGCCCAGCGGGAGUGUCUCCCGGGAGCAGUUCACAGUGGCGAUGUCCCACCUGCUGAAAGGGAACUCCAAGGAGAAGAGUCUCAUGAUCCUGAAGAUGGUUUCUGCCACAGGUGGUCCUGUGAAAGCAAGAGAAAUCCAAAAGUUUACAGAGGAUCUCGUUGGCUCUGUGGCGCACGUGCUGACCCACAGACAGGAGCUGAGAGGCUGGACUCAGAAGAAAGCCCCAGGCCCCCCGCCCAGGGCCAGGGUCCUGGCUGCUCAGCUGUUCUCCGAGAUGAAGCUUGCAGACGGCAAGAAGCUGCUGGGGCCUCAGCACCUGGACUGUGACUGUGACCCAGCUGUGAUCGAGGACUGGGUGUACAGGGUCCACCUGGUGCCCACAUUCCUGAGUGUGGUCAUCCACAGAGGCUUCCUCCUGCAGUCGUCCCUCGAUCUGGCCACUCUGGUCCCCCAGCGUGAAGUGGACCGGGGCCAGGAGUUUGAGAGUGUCCUGGACGUGCUGUCGGUCAUCUAUGUCAACUCCCACCUGCCCAGGGAGCGGCAGCACCGCUGGCACCUGCUGUUCUCAUCCAAGCUCCACGGGCACAGCUUCGCACAGCUCUGCGGGCGCAUCCCCCGCCAGGGGCCCUGCGUGCUGCUCCUCGAGGACUGUGACGGCCACGUGUUCGGUGGCUUUGCCUCCUGCUCCUGGGCGAUCAAGCCUCAGUUUCAAGGGGACGACAGAUGCUUCUUAUUCUCCAUCUCGCCCCGCAUGGCUGUGCACACUUGCACGGGCUACAACGACCACUACAUGUACCUGAAUCAGGGGCAGCAGACCAUCCCAAACGGACUGGGCAUGGGCGGGCAGCAUAAUUACUUCGGGCUGUGGAUCGACGUUGACUUUGGGAAAGGACACAGCAAGGCCAAGCCCACGUGCACCACGUACAACAGCCCUCAGCUGUCAGCCCAGGAGGACUUCCGGUUUGAGAAGAUGGAGGUGUGGGCAGUGGGAGACGCCCCCGAGACGGAGCCGGCCGCCAGCAAGAAGAGCGUUCUCGAUUCGAACCCUGAGGCCCAGGUCGUGCUGCUGAUCAGUGGGCACACUCGCCACAGCGAUGGGCUCCGACAAGUCCCCGACCAGGAGUGAGGAGGAGCCCGGAGCACGACCCCCUGGAUGAGAGCACACAACUUGCCCACCUUGUCCCCAUCCUGUGCGCACUGGCUUUGACACAGAGCUGCACUGGCCAUGUCCAGGUUGUCCUGGACGUGCUCAAUGGGGACAGUAAAAUUCCCCUGAUGAUUAGCGGAUAUACCUCCCAGGUAACCUGAGUGUCAAAUCAGCAGCUUAGCUCUUACACUUUGUUAAUUUAGACCACUGAAAUGCAAAGACACGGAGACAUUUGGGACCUCUGAUGGAAUCAGCAUUUGAUGGGCAUAGAGUUCUUGUGUAUAGGAGGUUCCCCUCGCUGGGGGUCUCUCAGCUUCUCGCCAGGCCUUCCCAGUUACAGUGCCUUGACUUCCGUUUUGACUGGUAAAGGACAGAGGCGUUUGAAUGGGAAUCUCAAUGUUUUUCAAUGUGUUAAUAGGGGGAAAUAGUCGAAGAUUUUGGAGCUAAAAGUGGCACUGGUUUUCACUAGGUGUUUAUGAUAAGGUCCGUAUCUGCCUUCUCGGCUGUUUUUAAAGGAGUCGGUGCCACGAGCAAAUGGGAAAAUGAGACGGAGAGGCAAAGUUGGGUUUCUGUUGCUGAUCUAGUGUGGGGAUGUUUGGAGGCCCUGUGUGGCCUGUCGCAUACAUUAGCGGUGAGGGGCUUGCAGCACGGCCUGGGUUCCCGGCCUCCAGACUCGCCCCUGCCAGGAUCAGCUCCCUGAGCAGUGCUGUCCCCACAGGGGAGGGCUGGCGGUUCCACAGCCUGGGCUCUCUUUGAACACACCCCAGAGGUCCUGAAAUGCUGGCAACCACUUAGGUGGGCUGGGCUUCCGCGGGGUGGGCUGGCGAGCAGAGCUGCCACCUCCCAGCCCUGAAAGAACUCUGUAAACACACUGAGAAUCCCCUCCUUCAAGGAGCUGGGGGUUCCUCCCUCAGACGUAUACCUCAUCCUCCUGUCUUUUGCUAUGCACUUGGACCUUUGAUUACAGAGUUUGCUCUGAUUACAAGCCAUAACAAACUGAGCUGUCUGCAUUUUGAAGUCUCUACAUUUUCUACCAGGAGGCUCAUCACCUUUGCACUUAGCAGUGCCCUUGACUGAGCAGGAGGGUCCUGCAACGCAGCCUUCACAAGGAAAGCACACACUCAGACAGUGUGUGGAGGGUGUGCAGGGGCAGCAGCGUGACACACACAGAUUCAGUCAUGGUUGAUUUUCCUUAUGAAAAGCCAGUUUAGCCCUGGUUGGUGUGGCUCAGUUGGUUGGGGGUUGUCCUGUGAACGAGAAGGCCACCAGUUCGAUUCCCAGUCAGGGCUCAUAUAAGAGGCAUCCAGUCAAUUUUUCUCACAUUGAUGUUUCCCUUUUCUCUCUCUUAAAAGAAAAAAAAAAGAGAGGCCAGAUUAUCAAGCUUCUCGGGGAUAUUAUGUGAUUUCUUAAUUGGGGUAGCAGUUACAAGAUUUGGGGAUCCUCAGAUAUCCUUACCAUAAAUCUGAAGGGUCUUAAAUCUUCAGUUUAUUGUGGAAUUAAAGAAAUUAAAUAAAUACAGUUAAAUAUCUCCUAAUAAAAGAUCCAUUGGUGUCUGUA
This is a messenger RNA of Phyllostomus hastatus (greater spear-nosed bat), 3117 nucleotides long. It is a transcript of the gene MEAK7, whose product is annotated as MTOR associated protein, eak-7 homolog. NCBI's taxonomy places the organism in Eukaryota, Metazoa, Chordata, Mammalia, Chiroptera, Phyllostomidae. The transcript is spliced from 9 exons. Bases 175 to 1539 code for a protein of 454 amino acids. The record is from RefSeq and is a predicted model, not a curated record. Gene Ontology annotation, biological process: TOR signaling.